Messenger RNA from Salarias fasciatus (jewelled blenny), 2223 nucleotides. RefSeq names its product calponin 1, basic, smooth muscle, b (gene cnn1b). Gene Ontology annotation, cellular component: actin cytoskeleton; focal adhesion. Lineage: Eukaryota; Metazoa; Chordata; Actinopteri; Blenniiformes; Blenniidae. Bases 98 to 1009 code for a protein of 303 amino acids. The transcript has 7 exons. Gene Ontology annotation, biological process: actin filament organization; actomyosin structure organization. Gene Ontology annotation, molecular function: actin filament binding. The record is from RefSeq and is a predicted model, not a curated record.
UCUCCUCCUGCUGCGGACAAAAAAAAAAAAGCUGUAACCAGCCUCUCCAUUUUUAAAGCUCCGUUUGUAAAUAAUAGAAAUAAAUAAAUCCCCCAGGAUGUCAACGCAUUUCAGGAGCGGGCCUGCCUUCGGGCUUUCCGCAGAGGUCAAGAGUAAGCUGGCGGGAAAGUACGACCCACAGAAGGAGGAGGAGCUGCGGCUGUGGAUUGAGGACGUGACGGGGAAACGCAUCGGGGACCACUUCAUGGAGAGCCUGAAGGACGGCGUCCUGCUGUGCGAGCUCAUCAAUGUUCUGCAGCCCGGCUCCGUGAGGAAGAUCAACCACUCCAACCAGAACUGGCACCAGCUGGAAAACAUCGGGAACUUCGUCCGUGGAAUCACAGAGUACGGCCUGAAGCCACACGACCUCUUCGAAGCCAACGACCUGUUCGAGAAUGUCAACCACACGCAGGUCCAGAGCACACUCAUCGCCCUGGCUGGAAUGGCCAAGUCCAAAGGUUUCCAGUCCAAGUACGACCUGGGAGUGAAGUAUGCGGAGAAGCAGCAGCGGCGCUUCGCUCCGGAGAAGCUCCGAGAGGGACGGAACAUCAUCGGCCUGCAGAUGGGCACCAACAAGCUGGCCAGCCAGAAGGGCAUGACCUCCUACGGCACGCGGCGCCACCUGUACGACUCCAAGAUCUGCAUGGACAGCCCGGUGGACCAGUCCACCAUCAGCCUGCAGAUGGGCACCAACAAGGGCGCCAGCCAGGCCGGCAUGACGGCCCCGGGAACCCGGAGGCACAUCUUCGACAAGAAGCUGGAGCUGGAGAACUGCGACACCACCACCAUCAGCCUCCAGAUGGGCACCAACAAGGUGGCGUCCCAGCAGGGCAUGACCACCUACGGCCUGCCCCGCCAGGUCUACGACAACAAGUACUGCUCCAACGCGGCGGCGGCGGCGGCGGCCGAGGGCUACUACAACAACGGCAGCGAGGCGGAGUACGACGGCUACAACCAGUACUCCGACUGAGAGGAGCCGGAGCGCCUCCGCCUGCCCUCCAGACCGCCGGCCACCGCGUCCUCCAGACCAGCGGACUGUUAUUUAACGCCCGUCGACGUCGCCGCCGUCUUUCUCUCUUUUUUUAAACAUGUCGUCACCCGUAGAAUCCACUGUUUGCCUUUCCACCAGCGAAACCAGAAAUGGUGUUUACGCUGACCUUGCGUCAAAAAUGCAGCCCGGCCGCCAAGUCCAGCCAAAAAUACCCCUCGGAGGUUAAGAUUCAUCCACCGUUGCUAUUUAUAGAAUCCUUUUUGUUUAAUUUCUGCAGCUUUUAUGGGUAGUUUGCAUCUAGAGAUUCUGAGCUGUCACUUGACCUCCUCUCCCCUUCGGUCCAGUCUGAACGGUGAGGAUUGAGAAUUCGAAAGCUUCCCGAGAGGAAAACCCGCGUCGGUGCUAUAAAACUGUGAAAACUCAACGAGUCCACGUCUGCAGAGCUCCAGGAUUCCACGCCGCUCCACGACACUGAAGCUGUAGAUCUGCAUGAACACUGCUUCGCUUCCCCACGUCGACUCCGAUGGAAGCGUCUCCUCUUUUCUCAGAAGGUCUCAGAGUGGCUGCAGCUGUUCUGGUUUCUGUUUUAGUUUUUUUUUUUCCACUCAUUCGGAGCCCUGCUUUGGACACAUUUCUGCUCCUCGUGUCUCAGCUAAGCUUUCGGUUCAGUGUUGCUCCAUUUGCACUUUACUCGACUGAAAGCAGCGAGUUGGAUCCGGUUCUCCAGUAGCCAUGCGUCGGUCGAGUCGCUCGGACGGGAUCGGUCUGGUUUCUCCAGCGCGUCCCACCGAUUCACUCUCCUGAGGAACUCUCCGUCGCCCUCGUCUUUCCUGCGGUCACGGUUAUCCAGACAGGUACAAGUUCAAGUGGUAUUUGUAUUUAUUUUUAAUCACAGGGGGGGAUAUUCUCACAUUUGUUCAGCGACCUGGUGAGUAGCUCUGUCCAGCACUGUCCGUCAGAUGAGACCCACCGUUCCAUUUCUGAGUAUUCUGAAUGUAACACUCCAGGGUUCGAGGUGUCGCUCACCGUCACAGGAUUCAGCCUUUCUUGUUUUUUCGUGGUGCAUGCUCUCACUCUGCUCCCAACUCCACCACAAGCAGCCAGUGUUUAGGCCUUGUAGUAUUGUGCCACCUAGUGUUGGGAUGUAUUUUAUACUGUAUUUUGUUUUUGUUUUUUAAAUCUAACCUUCCCUU